CUGCCAGCCCCGAGCCAUGGCGCUGCUCAUCCACCUCCUGGCCUGUGCCUUUGGCAUGGGCUCCUGGGUGGCCAUCAACGGGCUGUGGGUCGAGCUGCCGCUGCUGGUGACGAUGCUGCCGGAGCAGUGGGACCUGCCCUCCUACAUCACCAUCAUCAUCCAGAUGGCCAACGUGGGGCCGCUCUUCGUCACCCUCAUGCACCACUUCCGGCCCGGCUGGCUGAAGGAGGUGGUGGUCAUCUACGUGGUGGUGUCCGUGGGGGUCCUGUCCUGCUUGCUGCUGGCCUUCCUCUGGGACUACACAUCCCCCCUGGGCGGGGGGACACACAGCACUGCCUUCCUGCUCCUCACCUUCUUCCUGGCCCUGGUGGACUGCACCUCCUCUGUCACCUUCCUGCCCUUCAUGAUGCAGCUGCAGCCCCAGUACCUGACCACCUUCUUCGUAGGGGAAGGGCUCAGCGGGCUGAUCCCAGCCUUCAUCGCCCUGGGCCAGGGCUCUGGCGUCUCCAGCUGCCUCAACCGCACCUUUGAGGUCAACAUCACCACUGACAAUGUCACCGUGGAGAGCAUCACCUCCCAGCUGGAGACCCACUACUUCCCACCCAACUUCUCCCCACUGGUCUUCUUCCUCCUCAUGACUGUGAUGAUGCUGGCCUGCCUGCUGGCCUUCUUCUUCCUCACCAAGCAGCCCAAGGUGUGGGACCUCUCCCAGCAGCAGCUCUUUUCCAGCAACAUCAUGCUGAGCUCCUUUGACCAGAUCCCAGAGGAGGGAGCGGGCUCCCGGCUGAGCAAAGCCUGCCCGUGCCCAAAGGAUGCCAAGGGGCCUGGCGACAUCCUGCCGGAGAAGGUCUCCUACUCUGUGGCCGAGUUCACCUUCAUCUACUUCCUCAUCACCUGGGUGUCCUCCCUGACCAACGGGGUCCUGCCCUCCGUGCAGUCCUACUCCUGCCUGCCCUAUGGCAACACUGCCUACCACCUGACAGCCACGCUCAGCUCCGUGGCCAACCCCCUCGCCUGCAUGGUGGCCAUGGUCCUGCCCAGAAGGUCCCUGCCCCUGCUGGGCAUCCUGACCGUGGUGGGGACAGGCUUUGGUGCCUACAACAUGGCCAUCGCCGUGAUGAGUCCCUGCCCGAUCCUCCAGCAGUCGCCGUGGGGAGAUGUCACCAUCGUCCUCUCCUGGGUGCUGUUCACCGGGACGCUCACCUACGUGAAGGUCAUGGCCGGGGUGAUCCUGCGGAGCCGCAGCCACAGCGCCCUGGUGUGGUACGGGGCGCUGGAGCAGCUGGGGUCCCUCCUGGGGGCCCUCAUCAUGUUCCCCCUCGUCAACAUCUACCACUUCUUCCAGUCUGCUGACUACUGCAACCUGCAGUGCUGAGUGCCAGCGGGGUGGGCACCCCCUGGGCAGCUGCCUCUUGGCACCAGGAAUGAACCCUCCCCCCGAAACCAGCGAGGGCUGGGAAGCAGCGCUGGGAGCAGGGCGGUUGCAGGCACACCUCCCUACCAGGCUGUGCCAGCUCCCCG
This is a messenger RNA of Dryobates pubescens (Downy woodpecker), 1521 nucleotides long. RefSeq names its product solute carrier family 52 member 3 (gene SLC52A3). The record is from RefSeq and is a predicted model, not a curated record. The transcript is spliced from 3 exons. Gene Ontology annotation, molecular function: riboflavin transmembrane transporter activity. Bases 17 to 1375 code for a protein of 452 amino acids. Gene Ontology annotation, biological process: riboflavin transport. Lineage: Eukaryota; Metazoa; Chordata; Aves; Piciformes; Picidae. Gene Ontology annotation, cellular component: plasma membrane.